AUGGAACUCUUGGAGCUUGAUAAACAAAAAGAUACCAAAUCGUUGGCCGUGGCAAAGAAACUUUCGACCUUUGGAGUAACAUUGAUAGAUACCGGAUGUACGGAGAAUCCCCCUCUGCACAAUCGAACACUGACCUUCCCACUCGCGACUAGCGAUGAUAUUGAAUGUCUUGAACGGUGCGUGCAGCAGUCCGACAGCAUCAGAAGACAAUACGAGAAAAUAUUGCAGUUUAAUUUAAACAAGACACCUCUAAAACCUGCAUUCGCUCUUUUGAAAAUCUUCACCGAAGAGGCGUUAUCUGAGUACAAUUACAGUGGGCAUUGUAAUUACACCCGUGACAAGAAGAAAGCCAUGCGAAACUACUGCAUUUUUACUACCUGCAUCGAUGCUGCCUGGUCUAAUACGCUUUCUACCGAACUGAGAACAAGGGCUAUUCGAGAUGUGGUCGCACUGAUUGGAAAUAGGAAAAGAAUGCGUCGAUUAAAGGAAAGAAAAGCCGCCCCUCAGUAAAGAAAAUCGAAAAACGGCAUACUUAUGAUCAUUUACCGUGACACCUGAUACCGAUAAAGAUUUUACAAUUAGCGAGUGAUGCAGUUAACGGAUAUAUAAGAAUAUAGAAUUUGGGCAGUUUUGAGUUAAAAAAAGAAAGCAAAAUCAAAUAAAAAUGUAAUAUGUAGGCCCACUAUUUUAGUGCUG
This is a messenger RNA of Anopheles nili, 696 nucleotides long. RefSeq lists its product as uncharacterized. Bases 1 to 510 code for a protein of 169 amino acids. The transcript is spliced from 5 exons. The record is from RefSeq and is a predicted model, not a curated record. Lineage: Eukaryota; Metazoa; Arthropoda; Insecta; Diptera; Culicidae.